CCGCAUUCCUUUGUCACACCUCGUUCUAUAUCAUGUAAAACUUAGCAGCUGGCUUAUAAUCCAUAUACAUUGUUCUUACACUAAUAGUUUUGUACGAGUUUGCUAUCCUGAUCAUCAUCUUGCUCUGACAUGGAGGAAAUGGACGGAUCGAAUUACAAUCUUGUUACAGGAACUCUUCGCCCUUCAAAAUCAAGAAUUAUCACCGGGAUUUUAGUAACAUUUGUUGCUUUGUUGCUUGUUCUGUCGAUUACCUUCGUCGUUCUUUACAUUCAUGAGAAAAAUACUGGAGAUGCAAAUGUUGGCAACUCACCUGGAGCUAGGAAAGUGGUUAACGUGCCUACAACAAGUGGGAAAACAUUUAGGCAUUCCAAAAUCGAUAAAGUGUGCUAUAAUAAAUCUUGCAUUGUGGCAGCUGGAGAAAUAUCAAAAAAGCUAGAUCCAACUGUAAACCCAUGUGACGACUUUUACCAGUACAGCUGUGGAGGCUUUGUAAAGAAUAACUUCAUACCGGAUGAAUUUAGUUCACUCUCAUCUUUUACCAUUGUCAAUGAAAGAGUUCAAGACAAGAUUGCAAAUUUUCUCAAUAAUGGUUAUUCAAAAAAGAUUUCAGGUACUGCUAUUGGCAAGAUGUUUGACUAUUACCAUUCAUGCAUGAAUGUAAAGUACAUUGAGAAUUCCGAUCAAUUUCUCAUACACAAGCUGUUGAAUACUUAUGUUACAAAUCUUAUAAAUGAAUUACCCUCUCUCGAAAUAACUUUGGGUCGUGUUUUGGGGAAUUUUGGACAAGGAGUGCUGGUUACUUGUGGGGUGACUCCCGUGCCAGAAGAUACAUCUCGUAACAAACUUGCUGUCGGUGGAGGAGUCGUAGGUAUGAUACAGAAAUUGUCAAUGACUGAUGAAGAUCAGCCGGAAGAAAACGUGUUAGAAGAAGGUUACAAGCAAUACAUGAACAAAACUUUUCAAUUGCUUGGAUAUUCUUCCUUCGUCGAUGUGCUGCAAAUAGAAAAAAAGUUCUUAUCUAUAAGGUAUCAUGGAGACAAAAAAAAUAAUUACCCCAGGGAGAUGACUGUGGCUAAGCUAAAGAAGUACACUGAACACAAGUUUGACUGGUUGGUCUAUUUGAACGAAGUCAUGAAAGUAGCAGGAAAAUCAAUUAAUGAAGAUACAGAAGUGUUAGUUUACUCACCAGCCAAGCUAAAGUUGAUUAUAGACUUUAUGACUAAAUACCAAGCAAGAACGAUCGCCAAUGAAAUCGCCUGGGUUAUUGUAAAUUCCAUGAUGACAGCAUUACCCAAGGGUUUUCGAGAUGCACGUAAUGAUUAUGUAAGCUUGGUAACAGGGGUUGAAUCUCCACUAACAAGACGAAGAACAUGUGUUGAAGAAACGAAUUUAUACUUCGAGUACCCCAUCGCAAAGUUGUAUGGUGAAAAAUAUGUUUCAGAGGAAGCCAGGAAGAGGGCGUUUAAUCUUUUUCACGAAAUACGAAUGCAGUUCAUUGAAGGAUUAAACGAACUUCAGUGGAUGGAUUAUACAUCUAGGGCUAAGGCCCGUUUAAAGUUAGAGAAGAUGAAGGAAAGCGUUGGUUAUCCUUUAUUCGUUAAAGACACAGCAAAAUUGAACAAAAUGUACAAAACUUAUCUUGUGGACGGCAAUGACUUCUUCAACAACAAAUUGAGAGUUUUGAAAGCUCGGUUUGUUGAAUACUUGAAGACGAUGGAUAGUCCACCUGAUGACAAAAGGUUUCCAUCACCUCCGACUGCAGUGAACGCCUAUUAUUAUCCUUUAAAGAACAAGAUGUAUAUUCUCGCUGGAAUUUUAGAAAAGCCUUUUUACGAACCUGAUCAUUUGAAGGCGUUGAAUUAUGGUAGUAUUGGCAUGGUCGUCGGUCAUGAAAUGACGCAUGGAUUUGACUUUAAAGGACGUCUUUAUGAUGAAAAAGGAAAUCUUAAGCCAUGGAUGACGACAAAGGCAAAACAUAAUUUCUUAACUAAAGCAAUAUGCCUGCUAAAAGAGUACAACAAUACGUAUGUCUACGGUAGAAAGUUAAAUGGACUGUUGACACUCUCUGAAAAUAUUGCCGACAAUGGUGGACUCAAGUAUGCCUAUCGCGCGUACAUGAAGUGGCGUAAAACAAACGGAGAGGAGGCAAAAUUACCAGGAUUAAAUUUUAAUAAUGAACAACUUUUCUUCAUUGCUUUUGCUCAGACUUGGUGUACAAAAUAUCGUAACAAAGUGAUUGACUAUAAUUUGAAACACGAUCCACACUCUUUAGAUCCAGCAAGGGUGCGUGUGCCGUUAUCAAAUUUUCCACAGUUCAGCAAAGCUUUCAACUGUAAAGCACCAAAACACACCUGCGUUCUUUGGUAAUAUGUCACCGAAAUUAUGUUUCAUAUUUUUAAAUCUUCUAGUUUUGAACUUUAAAAACAGGCAAUAGUUUUAAAAACUUUUUACACAUAUCUAAUUUAGUAUUCAUAAUUUUUACUUAAUCCAAGCACUUCUCCUAAAGACGAACGCUAUUUACAAUUAUUAAAAAAAUCACGAUUGUAUAUUUAGCCAUAUGUGUUACAAAAACCUAUACUAAUACUUAAAUUGCGUUUACAAUACCCAGAA
Messenger RNA from Xenia sp. Carnegie-2017, 2610 nucleotides. Its product is annotated as endothelin-converting enzyme homolog. Gene Ontology annotation, cellular component: plasma membrane. NCBI's taxonomy places the organism in Eukaryota, Metazoa, Cnidaria, Anthozoa, Malacalcyonacea, Xeniidae. The transcript is spliced from 19 exons. The coding region runs from base 130 to 2367 and encodes 745 amino acids. The record is from RefSeq and is a predicted model, not a curated record. Gene Ontology annotation, molecular function: metalloendopeptidase activity. Gene Ontology annotation, biological process: protein processing.